AUCUCACUCUGCUCUACCUGCAGCGGAGUGUUUUGUCAUAUAUGCCACCUGCUGUUUGGCGUCUCCACCUGAAGGUGGACAUCAACGCUCCAAUUCUUACAGCACAUCCAUUGCAGGUCUGAAGUAACAGGUGGAUGGAUUUUAGAAGCAGGAGUUUCCACUGGAGGCCUAACUGGAUAUUGCUAUGAUUUUAUGAUGAGCUGCUGUGAAGUCGCCCACCAAGCUCUGGCUCCUUUCUUUCUGUUUUGUGCCUCUACGAACUCCCCAUGUUCUUGAUGUCCAAAGGCGCUGGAUUUUAGAACGGGUCUGAGCCCGACUCUGGCCGACUUCCACCUGCAGUGCUUCCCACCCUACUCUGUGGGACAGUCGAAGGGGAACAGGGCGCCAUGCCCACUAUGCCCAAUCUCAACAGCCUGGGCAAGCUGUGCAGCUCCAGCCGCAGCCACAGUGUCCACCGUGUCCACCGCGUCCGGGUGAAGCGCAAGAGCUCGGUCAAGCGCAUGUCCAUUAUCGAAGAUGGGCACGUGGCUGAGGUCCUGUACCUCAUUCCUAAACAAUACAUGGAGCAGCUGCCCUACCUCGACCCAAAUGAUUAUUAUCUGAGUGAGAGGCUGAACGAGGUCACUACAGUGGCUCAUGCACAGGACACACACCACCACUCCACAGAGAAGCCCCUGAUUCAGUGCUACAAGUGCGGGGAGCCAUGUAAGGGCGAGGUGCUGCGGGUGCAGAACAAGCACUUCCAUCUCAAGUGCUUCACCUGUAAAGUAUGUGGCUGUGACCUCGCCCAGGGGGGCUUCUUCAUGAAGAAUGGAGAUUAUCUGUGCACGCUGGACUACCAACGCAUGCACGGCACACGCUGCAAUGGCUGUGGGGACUUUGUGGAGGGGGAAGUGGUCACAGCCCUGGGCAAGACCUACCACCCUGCCUGCUUCGUCUGCACCAUCUGCAAACGACCGUUCCCCGCCGGGGACAGGGUGACCUUUAAUGGGAAGGACUGCCUGUGUCAGUACUGUGUCGAGCCCAUGUCUCCGGGACCAAAGGACGUCCUGGGCUCCAGCAAUUGUGCAGGAUGUGGUCGAGACAUUAAGAACGGACAGGCUCUUCUAGCAUUGGACAAACAGUGGCAUCUGGGCUGCUUUAAGUGUAAGGCCUGCACCAAAGUGCUGACCGGGGAGUACAUCAGCAAGGACGGCGCCCCCUACUGUGAGAAGGACUACCAGAUCCAUUUUGGAGUUCAGUGUGAGGCGUGUCAUCAAUUCAUCACAGGGAAGGUGCUAGAGGCAGGAGAUAAGCACUACCACCCCAGCUGUGCGAGAUGCAGCAGGUGCAAUCAGAUGUUCACAGAAGGAGAAGAGAUGUAUCUGCAAGGAUCAACAGUGUGGCAUCCUGGCUGCAAGAACACCACCAGAACAGAGGAGAGACACAGGGAGCGGCCUACGAGGUCGUCAUCCGAGAGUAUUUGUUCCAGACCUGGUUCAAGCAUACCUGGCUCACCGGGUCACACGAUAUAUGCAAAAGUAGACAAUGAGAUCCUUGAUUACCGAGACCUAGCUGCCAUUCCAAAAGUCAAAGCCAUUUAUGACAUUGAGCGCCCUGAUCUUAUUACCUAUGAACCUUUGUACACCACCUCCCUGGAUGAGAGGGAGGAGAGAGGAGAGAAUGUGGGAGAGCUCCACACUGCCAGGAGGGAGCGUUCCCCCUUGCCCGAUGACAAGUUUUCAAGAAACAUGUCGCCAACCCCACCUGGUGAGGGCUACGACAGGAGGGAACGCAUCCUCCAAAGGUCCACCAGUCAGGGCUCCAUAGGAUCGCCAGUUUAUAAUCGCCAUGGUUACACCCCCACCUUGUCACGGUCACCACAGCAUUUUCACAGGCCAGAGGCUCUGACAGGCAUGCAGAAGCUAUGCUCCUCCUUGUGCAGUAACAGUGUGGGCUCCAGAAAUAGUGACUCCCGCCCCACCUCCCCUUUCAGACACCACUUCCUCCCCCAUAGCCAAGGCACUGACCCGCUGAGUGGCCGGAGUUCCCCCCUCCCGCUCAGGCCCGACAGCCGGCCGGUCACCCCGCCUCUCUCUCUGACCCCUAAACAUUUCCACCUCCCAGAUCAGGGGAGCAACAUCUACAGAAAACCACCCAUCUACAAACAACAUGAAGGGAGGAGACGAUCCAGAGAAGAGGACGAGGAAGAGGCCUUGAAAAGAAAGCAGCUCCACGAGGAACAUCUCAGCAAGAUUCAGUCUGGUUUGGGGAAGCUCAUACUGAAGGAGGAGAUGGAAAAAGAGGAGAUCAGGGAGCGUCACGCACGUAGCCUCUCUGCUCAGCGCUACGACCCCAAACAGACCAACUGUGACGCAGAUCCAACUUCUCCAACCAAAACUAACUCUCUGCCUGGCUACGGAAGGAAUGGGCUGCACCGGCCCCAGUCAACAGAUUUCACCCAGUACAACAGCUAUGGUGACAUGUGUGGAGGAGGCAGAGAGUUCCAGCACAUUAAGGAUGGCCGAGCAGCACUUGCAAGGAUGGACAGGGGAGUAUCUAUGCCUAAUAUGUUGGAACCAAAAGUGUAUCCCUAUGAAAUGCUCAUGAUAACCAGUAGAGGGAGAGCUAAACUGCCCAGGGAUGUGGACAGAACCAGACUGGAGCGCCACUUAGCACCUGAAAAGUUCUUUGACAUCUUUGGAAUGGAGAUCCAGGAGUUUGACAGGCUUCCCCUGUGGAAACGCAACGACAUGAAAAAGAAGGCCAAGCUCUUCUAGCACUCAGAGCAGCAUGCACAUACUGUACAUUCAUUCAGAUAGCACACAACAACUGUAAUCUAGAUGUAGGUUUUGGUUUAUUUCCUAUUUCUUCUGGGUUUUUUGUUGUUGUUUUUUUUGUUUUAUCCUGGCAUAACCAAGGAAGCCAUGGAAUGGACUCUUUUUUUUGCUCUGAUGCUUCCUGAGACUGCGGCCUGAAUGAUUUUGUCCAGUUGGACUUGCACAGGAAACAAGGAAUGGGAAUCUCUUCCAUGUUCAAAAAUGACAAAGAAUGAAAAUGAAUGGUAAAUAGGGUCAUGUUAUUUGGUUUGACUGCGCUCGUUUUACUUCUUGCUUUGCUUUUGAGUGGAACUGCUUUCCUUUCUUAUUUGCUUGUUUCUUCCUACUAUUUGUUGCUGUUUGAUUCCUGUGGAACUUUGUAAGUACAGUAGAACCUCAUGGCGCCAUUACGAAAUGUCCAUGCUCGUAGCUUGAACAUGUGUCAGCUUUCCUUCGCUUGGGCUGAAAGAGUUUUAGUCCAAAGUUCGCAAGAAUCGGCUCAGUGAGUCUUUGAAUAAUAAACAUUUAAAAAGAAAAGACACUGGAAAAAGCAGUCAUCUCACUCAUCAACUGUUUUAACGGAUCUACAUGGAAAUGAAUCAUCUGAGCACCUACAUAUCGCCAGUCUCCUUUCCCUGGCUCCUGUGUAUGCCAAACAUUCAUCUUGACCCUGACAAAAAAGAAAAUGUCUCUCUUCUCAGGCUCUCAUUAACAUGGCCAGACACUUUCCCUUUACAUGUAUUGGAAGUACAAAUCUUAAUAUAUUUUAGUGCCGUAUCCAACAUACAGUAACCAACAAAUAGAUAAAACACCUAAUGGGAGAAGCAACUGUAUUUGAAAGUACUGUUUUAUAAAAACCCACACUGCCAUUUGUUGUAUUGAAAUCGAAGCCAAUAAAGCUUUAAAUCACCAUGAACCAUAUGAUCCUCAGCUAUACCAAAGGUA
This is a messenger RNA of Perca fluviatilis (European perch), 3743 nucleotides long. RefSeq names its product actin binding LIM protein 1a (gene ablim1a). Lineage: Eukaryota; Metazoa; Chordata; Actinopteri; Perciformes; Percidae. The record is from RefSeq and is a predicted model, not a curated record. The transcript is spliced from 24 exons. Gene Ontology annotation, cellular component: stress fiber; actin cytoskeleton. Gene Ontology annotation, molecular function: actin filament binding. Gene Ontology annotation, biological process: lamellipodium assembly; cytoskeleton organization; cilium assembly. The coding region runs from base 387 to 2759 and encodes 790 amino acids.